GUGACAGAGGGGAUUGCUUUCCGAUAAGAGCAGGGUGGGCAGUGACAUCCCCUUUAGGUUUUAGAUUUAAAAGUUGUUGGUGCCCAGAGUUUUGGACCAGAUGAAGAAUUAGCCGCAUAACUGGAAGGAAGGAAGGAAGGAACGAAUUAACUCAGAGCGGGAUUGGUUCUUGUGUUGAGAGAUACCCCUGAAUGAAAGGCAUGGCAGUGAUUUCCUUUGUGUUACUGUUCAGUUUGGUCUGCUGCAGCUGCACAGGUCAUCCAACUUCCAAGCCCACCAUCCAGCCUCAGAAGCCACUGGUGGAACGCGGAGGCGCCAUCCAACUGGUCUGCUCCAUGGAUUGUCCUGGUGCAGAAGUGCAGUGGGAAGGCCUGGACACCGACUUGGGGAACAUAGUUUCGAACUACACGCACAGCAUCCUAACGCUGACCAAUGCAACCAUCAACAUGGAGGGGACAAAGUCGUGCUCAGGAGGGUGCCAGGGGACACCCUCUCUGGAAAAGGUGGAGCUGAAUGUAUAUUCUCCACAGGAGGUGCUCCGUGCUACAGGGAGCACCAUCCUUACUCUCACAUCUGGAAAGACAAGCCAAACAGCUGCUCCAGAGCUACCAACCACCGCUGACUGGAAGUCGUCAUUUGGGACGACCACCAGCCCUCUCCCUCUUGUUUCCACCAAUUAUCCCACUUCUGGGGCAUCUGUGGUUACAGCCACAGCCACGCUGGAAUCCCCAGCCAAAGAUAAGAACUCCGUCACAGUUGUGAGCAACACCACUGGAUCUUCUUGCCCAACAGACCAAGAAUUCACUACCCAGCCUCUUCCCACAAGCAACUCUUUCUCGACGGAAUCGGCCACGGAAAAGCCAGAAGACCCCUGCUGCCCUGUGAUCAUACCUGUGCCUGCUGUAGGAAUCACAGGGGACGCCCUUCGCAUUACAUGCCAGGCAGCAGGGUGCGGCAAAGGCAUCCAAAUCCAGUGGGUGGAAACCCCCAUGGCCCAAUCACAGUACCACCUGGAGGAAGCUGAGGGCCAGUCAACCCUGAUGGUUGAGAGCGUUGGCUUGGAGCACCAGGGUGUCUAUCAAUGUGUUGCAAUGGCCAGCCAACCCCGAAUAGCAAGCUUAGAUGUCACUGUGUCUCCAGGUGAGUGAGCUGAAGUUUCAGAUUCGAAGCACUGGGUCAAGGGUCA
This is a messenger RNA of Candoia aspera, 1186 nucleotides long. RefSeq names its product mucosal vascular addressin cell adhesion molecule 1 (gene MADCAM1). Bases 192 to 1148 code for a protein of 318 amino acids. The record is from RefSeq and is a predicted model, not a curated record. The transcript has 4 exons. Gene Ontology annotation, molecular function: integrin binding involved in cell-matrix adhesion. Lineage: Eukaryota; Metazoa; Chordata; Lepidosauria; Squamata; Candoiidae. Gene Ontology annotation, cellular component: membrane. Gene Ontology annotation, biological process: integrin-mediated signaling pathway; positive regulation of lymphocyte migration; leukocyte tethering or rolling.